Messenger RNA from Rhizoctonia solani, 3033 nucleotides. RefSeq names its product Transposon Tf2-7 polyprotein. Gene Ontology annotation, biological process: DNA integration. The record is from RefSeq and is a predicted model, not a curated record. The transcript is spliced from 3 exons. Gene Ontology annotation, molecular function: nucleic acid binding. Lineage: Eukaryota; Fungi; Basidiomycota; Agaricomycetes; Cantharellales; Ceratobasidiaceae. The coding region runs from base 1 to 3033 and encodes 1010 amino acids.
AUGUCCUGGCUCAAGUUACACAACCCUACUAUAGACUGGCCUAAUAAGCGUAUUACUUUUAAUUCUCAAUAUUGUAACAACACUUGUCUUUCUGUUUCCAAUUCUAUCCUGGGAAAUGUUGGUGGGACUUCUAACCACCUUGAAGGCAUACCAGAAGACUUAGGAGGUGUUGAGGUAAUUGAACCUCUUGAAGGCAUCCCUAGGGAAACUGGAGGUACUGUGGAUUCUCCACUUGAAAGUAUCCCAGUAGAACUGCGCAAUUUUGCAGAGGUAUUUUCUGAGGACAUGAAGGUGAUGGAACUGCCGCCGCACCGUCCUUUUGAUUUAGGGAUUGAUUUAAUCGAUCCUGAUAAACCUGUUAAGGCUAUGGUAUACCCCUUGAAGGCAUCUGAUGAUGAGGAACUUAGAAAACUCCUUAAAGAACAAUUGGACAAAGGAUUGAUUUGCCCAUCCAAGUCCAAAUAUGGUUCCCCAGUUCACUUUGUCAACAAGAAAAAUGGGAAAAGGCGUAUGGUUGUGGAUUAUAGAUCCCUAAAUGCAAAUACAGUCAAGAAUGCGUACCCUCUACCUCUAAUACAAUCUCUCAUUGAGAAACUAAGGGGCGCAAAAUACUUUUCCACCAUUGACCUGAGAUCUGGAUAUAACUUGGUCCGGAUAAAGGAAGGUGAUGAAUGGAAGACUGCAUUUAAAACCAAAUAUGGCCUGUUUGAAUACCUAGUCAUGCCCUUUGGGUUAUGCAACGCUCCUGCUGCAUUUCAGCACUUCAUGAAUGAGAUAUUUAGGGACAUAUUGGACGUCUAUGUAGUAGUAUAUCUAGACAACAUCCUAAUAUUCUCAGAAAGCAGGGAAUUACACACAAAACAUCUCCAAGAGGUACUGAAAAGGCCGCAAGACAAUGCAUGCUACUGUAACCUGGAGAAGUGUAAUUUCUAUGCGUCUGAAGUAGAUUACCUUGGUGUCAUUGCCAAUGGUGAAGGAGUGAAAGCAGAUCCCAAGAAAAUCACUCAAGCGGUUGAUUGGGCAACACCGCGCUCUGUCAAAGGGGUUCAAGAGUUUUUGGGCUUUAUAAAUUUCUAUAGACGCUUCAUACAUAACUUCUCAAAAUUGGCACAACCCUUAUACCAACUACUCCAAAAGAAUAUACCUUGGGAGUGGGGUGAACGCCAAGAAGUGUCUUUUAAAGCGCUUAAACAGGCUCUAAUUGAAUCCCCUGUCUUAAUCCAACCCAAUCCAUACAAGGAGUUUUUCCUUGAGUGUGACGCCUCUGAUUUUGCAACGGGCGCUGCCCUUAAUCAAAAGGGCAGUGAUGAUAAAUUACACCCGGUUGCAUUCCUAUCAAAAUCCCUAGCACCUGCUGAAAGAAACUAUGAUAUCUUUGAUAAAGAGUUACUAGCAGUAGUAAGGGCUUUAAAGGAAUGGCGUCACCUGCUGGAAGGAACAGUAAUCCCUGUCAAAAUACUGACAGACCAUAAAAAUCUGGAGUACUUCCAGACAAAAAGGGACCUGAACCAAAGGCAGUUAAGGUGGAUGGGAUUUUUGGCAGAUUACAACUAUAGGAUUGUGUAUAGGCCGGGCGCACAGAAUAGAAAAGCAGAUAUUCUCUCUUGCCGUGAAGACCACAACCCAGAGCUUUUUAUUGCAGCUAUUCAAACAGAUAGUGACCUUAAUGAUCUAAUAAGGGACGCUCUGCAUGAUGAUAAAGCUGUAUACAAAAUCCUCAAAUCCUUGGAAGAGGACAUACCUGUUAAAGGAUGGAAACUUGAUAAUGGCUUACUCUACUAUCAUGACCGGAUUUAUGUCCCUAAUGAGCCAGAAAUCAGGAAAGCCAUCUUAGAAAGCAGGCAUGAUAACCCUUCCACUGGGCACCCAGGACAGUUCAGAACCCUAGACCUCCUUUCAAGGGAUUACUACUGGUCAGGGAUGAAACAAUCUGUAACAAAAUAUGUCCAAGCAUGCGAUUCAUGCAUACGUAGCAAACACUCCAACCGGGCUCCUGAAGGUCUCCUUCAAAACAUAGAUUUACCCAAUAAGCCCUGGGAGGAAAUAACGUAUGAGUUGAUUGUAGGACUCCCCACCUCAGAAGGAUAUGAUGCAAUAUUAACAGUAGUGGACCAAUUAUCCAAAAUGGUUCACUUUAUACCAACGCACUCUGAUGCUACUGCUGUUGAUGUUGCAAACCUCUUUGUAUCCUUUGUGUGGAAACAAGUCUACAAGCGGUUGGGGAUAGAACCACAUUUCUCCACUGCAUACAGACCACAAGUUGAUGGACAAAGUGAACGCUUAAACCAGUUUGUGGAAAUUUACCUACGCCACUACAUCAACUAUAGACAAACAGACUGGGUUGCAUCACUACCACUUGCAGAAUUUGCAUACAAUAAUGGGAAACACUCAGGCUCCAAACACUCUCCCUUCUACAUGUGCUAUGGUUAUAAUCCAGACUUCACAGUUGGAAACACCAAGGAAAGCCAUGUGCCCCAAGCCAACAACCUAGCAGACUUCCUGAAAGAAAUCCAAACUGAAGCAAAAGCUGCUUUAGAAAUUGCUGCAAGACAAAAUGCGCAAUACUAUGAUUUAAACAGAAGGGAAGCAACCAAGCUGGAAGUUGGUGAUAAAGUUUAUUUGAGUAGUGCCAACAUCAAAACUUCAAGGCCUUCCCAUAAGCUAGAACAUAAGCAAUUGGGGCCCUACAAGGUCUUGGAGAAAAUUGGCAGGAACUCUUAUAAACUGGAUCUCCCUAAAUCCAUGAAAGUCCAUCCUGUCUUCAACAUUGCCCUAUUACACAAAAAGCCAGUAGACAAGUAUGACCGUGAUCCAGUCCCACUCCCCCCAGUUGUCACAGCUGAUGGAGAAGAGGAAUAUACUGUUGAAAGGAUCCUAGACUCCAAGAAAGUGGGUCAACAAGUCAAAUACUUGGUUAAAUGGAAAGGGUAUGGACCAGAGGAUAACACAUGGGAGCCCAAGGCCCACUUAGCCAAUGCCCCUGAAAAAUUGGCUAAGUUUCACCGUGAACAUCCAGAGGCAGCUGGACCUUAA